CAUGACAAUUUUAAAUUUCUAUAUUUUAUUUUUGUUUGGUCAGAAAAUUCCUGUAAUUCUCUCGUCCAGUUUAUGACAACAACUGCCAGCGAAGAUUCCAUGUGAGGUUCGGUGUUCACUGGUCUCAGAUUGUUCUUCUUCUUAACAACUCACAAUUUACUCUGGCCUGCCCUGUUUCACCUCAGCAGAGUUGCGUUUUGCAAGACGUUGAGGCCUUCACACUUUUUAAUCAAAACCCAUCUUUUUUCCAUUGAAAAUCAAUCGGUUGAAACAUUACACAGAGAGAUAAGUGGGUCAUCUCCUAAAAUUGUUGUUAAGUAAGAGCUUUUUGUGCAAUUCUGUACUGCACACAAUCUGUUUGUGAGAUUGACCAAGAAAAAAGAAAAAGAAAAGAAAAGAAAAGAAAGGGUCAAUCUUUAAUUGAAGAAAUAGGUGACCUUUUAUGGGUAAAGGAGGAGGGUGUGUACCCAGCAAGAAAAGGUCACCUUUGGGUGAAUCUGAUCAUGAUGAGCCAAACCCAGUAGUUGAUGGGUCAGUCCAAAUUGAGGGUCAAAGCCCUAGCACUGAUGCAAGAGUUCCACUUCAAGAUGGGGCUUUGCAAGCAGUGGAAACGAAUUUGAGAGUAUUUAUUGUGUUCUAUUCAAUGUAUGGGCAUGUGGAGAGUUUGGCAAGGAGAAUGAAGAGAGGGAUUGAUGGGAUUGAUGGGGUUGAAGGGGUUUUAUAUCGGGUUCCGGAAACAUUGUCACCUGAGGUUUUGGAUCAAAUGAAGGUGCCCCCUAAGGGGGAUGAGGUUCCAGUGAUAUCGGCUGAGCAGUUGGUGGAGGCUGAUGGGUUGUUGUUUGGAUUCCCAACUAGGUAUGGGUGUAUGUCCGCACAAAUGAAGGCAUUUUUUGAUUCAACGGGGCAGUUGUGGAAGGAGCAGAAGCUUGCAGGAGUGCCUGCAGGGUUCUUUGUGAGUACCGGCACACAGGGAGGCGGGCAAGAGACUACUGCUUGGACAGCAAUCACCCAAUUAGCCCACCAUGGUAUGCUCUAUGUGCCAAUUGGAUACACCUUUGGAGCCGGAAUGUUUAAAAUGGAUUCUAUCAGAGGAGGCUCGCCUUACGGUGCAGGAGUUUUCUCUGGGGAUGGCACCAGGGAACCAAGCGAAACUGAGCUGGCCCUUGCGGAACAUCAGGGCAAGUACAUGGCUAUGAUAGUUAAGAGGUGUUCGGUGCCUUAUUCACUCGAUCCUGAUCACAGCACUUGAAAUUAGCCCUGUUAAACCAGCAUAUAUAGUCCUCCAACUUUUAUUCUUCAUUGAAAAUAUAUAGUCAUUGUGUGUAUGGUGUUCACAUAGCGUGUGUUGAUAAGAGUUCAGAUAGCCAAGAAGCCUAUCCUUUUUUAGCUUGAUUUUCUGUUCUCCCAUUUUUCCGGAUGCUGGUACUGUUGUCAAAAGUAAGUUUGUAUAUGUUGUGGUAUUCUUCUGUUUUGAAUGUCUUAUUCACAAUAAAGUUGUGGGUUGUGUUCUCUUGUACAA
Molecule: messenger RNA, 1519 nt
Organism: Camellia sinensis
Lineage: Eukaryota; Viridiplantae; Streptophyta; Magnoliopsida; Ericales; Theaceae
Product: putative NAD(P)H dehydrogenase (quinone) FQR1-like 2
Cellular component (GO): membrane
Molecular function (GO): FMN binding; NAD(P)H dehydrogenase (quinone) activity
Source: RefSeq, a predicted model, not a curated record